AUGUGCAUAUCAGAAAAUCAAAAUGUUACCCGAAAAUCUAAAAGAAAGCGCAAGCAUAUACCGCAUGCACAGAGACCUUCCGAAUUUGUAGAAAGACGAAACAGACGAGAACGGAAUAGGAUACGGGCGGUGAACGAAGGUUUCAAGAGACUCCGUAGAAAACUUCCGUCGUGUGGCCAGGACCCUGAAGUUAGAAUUUCUAAGAUGGAGGUUCUGACUAAUGCUAUCGGGUAUAUAGAAUAUCUGUGUCGAGUUCUGGGGUACAGGGAUUUUGUGGAUUAUUGCCGGGAUGUACAGUCCUCAGGGAUGAAAGAGAACUUCGUAGUCCAAGCUCCUCAGGUUAAUUGGAAUGCUGUAAAUAAUGGCCCCUAUCUACCGCUCCGCCCUGUUGGUCUGAGGGAAAGACCCACAAACACAGGACCCACGUGCUCUCACGCCCCCUGGCGACUGGACAAGCCUGUCUCGUCAUCCAGUCCUCGACAGGUGAUAUCACGUGAUCAGUCCCUCCAUAACGAAACCUACAUCUGUGAAACAGAUACAAGUAUUCCCCACAUAACAGACUUAAAUGAUUCGUUCAAUAUCCAGGAAUUUCAGACUUUUAACGACUUUGAGGAAAUCUGUUGUGAGCAGAGUUAUUCCCCUUGUAAUCACGGACUGUCUUUUCAGCAUCUCACAUACUUUAACCCAUCAGUCUUUCCCCACAGUUCUUUUAAUUAACUUGAUGUAUUUAAGUUUUUAAAAUAAAAGUGUUUAAAAGCUUCGAAAUGUU
Saccostrea cuccullata (small rock oyster) is the source of this 769-nucleotide messenger RNA. Its product is annotated as achaete-scute homolog 2-like. The transcript is spliced from 2 exons. Gene Ontology annotation, molecular function: RNA polymerase II transcription regulatory region sequence-specific DNA binding; protein dimerization activity; DNA-binding transcription factor activity, RNA polymerase II-specific. The coding region runs from base 1 to 717 and encodes 238 amino acids. NCBI's taxonomy places the organism in Eukaryota, Metazoa, Mollusca, Bivalvia, Ostreida, Ostreidae. Gene Ontology annotation, biological process: regulation of transcription by RNA polymerase II; developmental process. The record is from RefSeq and is a predicted model, not a curated record.